Corylus avellana is the source of this 511-nucleotide messenger RNA. It is a transcript of the gene LSM2, whose product is annotated as Small nuclear ribonucleoprotein family protein. Gene Ontology annotation, molecular function: RNA binding. The record is from RefSeq and is a predicted model, not a curated record. Gene Ontology annotation, biological process: mRNA splicing, via spliceosome. Gene Ontology annotation, cellular component: precatalytic spliceosome; catalytic step 2 spliceosome; Lsm1-7-Pat1 complex. Lineage: Eukaryota; Viridiplantae; Streptophyta; Magnoliopsida; Fagales; Betulaceae.
CCAGCUUUACCCUUCCGCUCCUUAAUUCAGCUCGAGACCUCGACUCCGCAAUUUCUACUAACGCACACGAAAACCGAAGAGGCUCCAUCUUUCUGUCGAAGAAAUUAUGUUGUUCUUCUCGUACUUCAAAGACUUGGUGGGGCGAGAAGUGACGGUGGAGCUGAAGAACGACCUUGCAAUCAGGGGGACUCUGCACUCCGUUGACCAAUACCUCAACAUUAAGCUUGAGAACACUCGGGUUGUCGAUCAGGACAAGUACCCCCACAUGCUUUCAGUGAGGAACUGUUUCAUCAGGGGGUCAGUGGUGAGAUACGUUCAACUACCUCCAGAGGGAGUCGACAUUGAGCUGCUUCAUGAUGCCACAAGAAGAGAAGCUCGGGGUGGUUGAAUAAUGAUUUGUCUGUAUCCUAUGAACACUUGAUUCAAGGUACUCAUGGUUGAAACUAUUUGUUGAAGCAAAUGAUGCAUUGUAUGUGAUUUAUGCUUAAGCAAGUUUAGUGCUUUUUGCCUA